Fusarium odoratissimum NRRL 54006 is the source of this 3380-nucleotide messenger RNA. RefSeq lists its product as uncharacterized. Gene Ontology annotation, biological process: poly(A)+ mRNA export from nucleus. The transcript is spliced from 2 exons. Gene Ontology annotation, cellular component: nucleus. The record is from RefSeq and is a predicted model, not a curated record. NCBI's taxonomy places the organism in Eukaryota, Fungi, Ascomycota, Sordariomycetes, Hypocreales, Nectriaceae. The coding region runs from base 863 to 1624 and encodes 253 amino acids.
CACCUAAUAAACAGGCGUGCUCAGCUGUACAGGCCAUUCUGGGGUUACAUCAAUAGAUGCACUCUCGAUAUGGCCACGUGAGGUGAGGCCCUCGAUUACCAUCCAAUACUGGGAUCAUGUGGCAUCCAUCCUAAGCAGCCCUUUCUCUGGCUAGUAUUUGUCUGUGCAGGCCAGUCUAUGAUGCUGCAGAAUGUGCGAUAUGGUUCGACGAGACAACCGUACACUGCUUGAAGUACCGUUGCUCCAUGAGUCGACUUGCAUAAGUGAGGGUGUUAUUGUCUCUGGCGCAUCCUGCAAUGCAAUGAGACCUGAUGUUGCCAACGAAUGCAUAGUCCAGGAUGGAGAGCUCUAAAAGCGGGCAACAAGAGCUUUGUCGAGCUUCUUUCAGAGCUUCGUGGCCCGUGCACAUCUCCCUGUGAACAGAGGCAAACACCGUCAAGCCAAUAGAAAGCACGAUUGGCUUCAUAACAGAGGCAUCAUUGGAAAUAGAACAGGUUCAGUGGGAUAAUUGAAGCCUGAUCCGGCGAAUCAAACAAAAGAAUAGGCCUUGCAAUUUCAGUAGUCUUCGAUAUCAAGUCUGCCAUCUCUUUGUUUGAUUCGAGAUAAGAUAAAGAGUUUACCCUUAGCUAAUUCUAGGGGAUGACGCUUGUAUCACUGUGGGUCGCUCCUAUCCAUUCUUUGUUUGAGGCGCGGACCUUGCUUCGCCCUCGUCCGCUCCAUCGAAGCAACUCAGGCCUUUUCUCUUCUUUCAUCAAAACAUCGCAGUCUAAGUCGCAACAAUCGCAUAUCUAGCCGUGCUUCCUCUCCGAUCGUGAAAAGUCUCCUAAUCAUUAGUUAACGCGCUUCAAUCGACUUGCGCAGCAUGGCCGAAUAUUCGUCACUCAAGGUGCCCGAGCUGAAGAAGCUGCUGGCUGAGAAGGGUCUGCCUCAGACGGGCAACAAGGCGGAUCUUAUUGCAAGGCUCCAAGAGAACGAUCGAACCUCCGAAACCGCUGAGAAGCCCGCUGAGAACAAGGAGGAUGAAAUCAGCUACAGUGAUGACGAGGCUCCUGCUGAACCCGCCGCUGCCGCUCCUGCAGCCGCCUCUGAGCCUGUUGCUGAGGUUCCUGCCACUGAGGCUGCACCCGUCGAGGCCGCCAAGGCCGAGGAGACGACAGCAGAGAAGCCCGCCGAGACAGCGGAGGCUCCUGCUGAGCCCGAGAAGUCUUAUGCCAUCGGUCUACAAUCCACCGCUGCCGACGACGAAGCCAAGAAGCGUGCCGAACGUGCCAAGCGGUUCGGUAUUGAGGAGGACGAGGACGCGAAGAAGCGCGCCGACCGUGCGAAGCGAUUUGGCCUCGACGAAAAGGAACUUGCUACUACUCUUGACUCGGCACUCCCAGAGCGCUCGCGAAAGCGAGGCCGGGAUCGCACCACUGAAGGUGAAGGAAACCGCCCUGGGAAGCGACAAAGCCUGGACAGAAGAAACGGUGGUGGCGGUCGACGACGCGGCCGUGGUGGUCGAGACGGCGGUCGCGAUGGUGGCGCCCGAAAGGAGAAGACGUCUACCAGAAGUGGUAUUCUUGACGACCCAACAGAGAAGGCCAAGGCAGAGAAGCGUGCUGCUAGGUUCGCUGGAAACUAAUAGUUCUCAUGGUAACCAAUGCGACACGAAAUUUGGCAAGUAAAAAGGCUACAAAUUGAGGAUCGGAUGAAACUGGGCAGAGCAGCAGACUUACGUGAAUGGACCAUUUCUACUUGUACAACAUUCUUAUUUUCAUAUUCAGGCGCAGACUAUCAAGGAUAAAUGAAUAAAGAGGAAAUCGGCGUCUUCGGUUCGACCAAUGUCCACUAUCAAUCAGAAUCUUGAGGUCCAUGGUAAGUUCUCUGUUUCCAGAUCUAACCAGUUGUGAUGAGCAGCCUUGGUAACAGUCCCGGAGAAGACAAGCCGAUGCAAGGCAGCCAAAUGGAAGAACAAUAAAAAAUCGUCAAUUCGUCAGGUUCUCAAACGGCUAGUCUUUGCAUAUAGCUUGAACCGGUCGAUAUCGAUCCAAGCGUUCAAGGAUUCAACUGUCUGAGAACCUACCGAUCUCCUCUGAGAGAGCUUGGGGGCGUAAGGAAAAGCACAAACGGUUAUCCGGCCAUAUUUCGUCAAUAAACAUCUUACCCCUAUCUCGAUGUUGUGCGAACACGGUGGCCUUGCGUAGAGCAAGAUUCUACUGGGAUCAUCCUUCAAAGUCGGAAGAAUCCGCACGAUCCGAAUGGUUACACUUCAACUAAGAGAAGCGGAACUUCAAGAUUUUGCAUCUUGUCAGACAGGACGGGGCCCGAUUCAGUUUAACUAUUUUCUGUUAGUCUUGUCGCCGGAACGACAAAGAGACUGUUCGGAUACGAGCCGUAAAUGGGGCCAAGCUGACUUGAAGCUUGACAUGCAUAUCCACUAACACUCAACACCAUGACCUUGCCUGGGUCCCACUACAUAUACGGCGGAAUUGAGCUUCCAUCACGGGGAGGCCUUCCUUUGACUCUAGCUCCCGAGAGACUUGUGCGCCGUUGCACGACUGCCGGUGCCGCGGUCCUGGUCUUGCGAUGCCCCUAUUCUUGGAGGACCACUUGGAGUGCAACUUACUUUCUCCUGAUGGAUGGUUGAGCUAGGAGACCUUCAUGGGGGAGCGAAAAACAACAGAAGAAUUUUCAAUUCUCAAUCAGGAAAAGUCGCAUCUCUGGCGACAGCUGAGCUUAGUUACAGCUGGUGAGCGAAAGCCGGCCGAGUGGGAGACCACGCGAUUUAAGUUCAGCGUUGAUACUUCAUAUUGGACAGACCGAUCUGAGCAUCAUAUCUGCAGCAAAGCACGAGACUCUUUUUAUCAGCCCUGCCAAAACUUCAGGAUGGUCCAAGUGCCGACGAUUCGUGAAAAUCUGUAGCCAUAGAGCAGAUCGAUGUUAAAGAUGAGUAUAGCGGAAGGGGUAUGCCUUGAUCGGAACAAUGACAUGUCUGGCCCAACACUUCGGACCAAGGAAACACAUUAUGAAUAGCUCGAAAACGCCUGGAACCAACGAGAAACAAAUACUCGCGGCUGCGCUAAUCCCGCAAUCCCAAAGGGGCUCAUGGUUUCUUCAACGACGCAAGCCACGAUCUCCGUUCUCGGACGAUAGUUGCAGUCUCCGAAAGGGCCCGGACAAAACGUGCAGUGACUUCCAUGCCUCAAUGGCCAAUAUUGGCGAGAUGAUGAGCAGAAUAGAAGACACUAUAAAGUAGAAGGAAGCGAGAUAGGACCAUCAUCACCAACAGGUCUGAUCGUGUGGUUGUCAACGUUCCCAAACGCUAAGCUCGAGCCAAGUCUCAGACAACAAGCCAAUCAUGAGGGCAAAACCCCUGCUCUCGCGAUAAAGCAGCCCUG